CAGACCGAGCCGCUCCUCGCUGCUCUCGCCUCCCUUUGAGCUUCCCAGGGCUUUGCCUGGGUGAAGGCCUGAGGCAUGGGGACCAGAGGAUGGACGCUUUCCACCUUCGUGGGAUGCUGCUUAUGGAUUCUGCAAGGGCUCAGGGCUGCUGCUGCUGUCCCUGUCACCACUGAGGGGCCAUUUACUGCAGGGACAGCUUCUCCCAUCACAGCGGAGAGCGAGGUGCCCAGUGCCCUCCUGUUGGGCACUGUGGAGACGAACACUGCAGCGAUGAGCACCACGGCAGCUGAUGCUGAGAUAGAUGAGAGCAUCCUCAUGGGAAACUCAUCCAGCCCACCCUUCUCUCCCGGGGCUGAGCUGGCAACUUUGGGGACAGCGGCGAGCCAAUCCAACUCUACAGUACCACCUUUGACGAACAUGACCGAGCCUCUUAGCGUGUCUCAGGACAACGAGAGGGGUGCAGCUGCUCUUGCUGCAGCCAUGACUGCUGACACCACCGUCUCACAGGACCCCGCUGUAACCUCAGAUGUGGAGCUUGAUGUAACGGGGACCACUCCCAACGUACCCCUGGGGACCACCCCUCUCUUUGCAGACAUGAAGGAGGACAUCCUUGCAGCUGUCACCAGAGAAGGAGCAGAAGAUCGAGACCUCACCGCUGGGGCCACGUUCCUCCCCACCACCCCUCCGCCGGCAGCCUCCUGGGGGGCACAGCCAUCUGCUGGCAGCCCCGUGGGUGCCAGUGUCACCGUGCUGCACAGCCAAGGGCUGACCACAGCCAUGGGAGCUGUUGAAGAAGGUGUAUCCCUGCCUGUGGGUAUCCAAAGCGAAGCCAGUGCCAACUCCUUCAGCCCCAGGUCUGGUGCCGGGGGGCUGCUCACCACCCAGCAGGAUGGGGCAGUGAGUGGGGCUGUGGGCAUCACCCCAGAGCCAGCGGAAGAAACAGCCCCAGCUACCGAGGAAAGUCCCCUGGCUUCAGAGCCCAGAGAUGCAGGAGAUGCAGUAAAUGGUGCAUUCAGCAUGGCUGGCUCAUCCCACCUGCCACCAGCGAGCCCAACGGUGUGGGGAACACUGGGAAACCCAGGGGAGCCCCCCCUCCUUCCCGACCAGGCAUCUCUGAGCCCAACUGCUUGGCUGGCACCAGUCAGUGGUGGGGACUGGGACGGGCAGGGAGCUCCCAGCAUGUCAUUGGGUGCUCCUGGUUCAUCCGGGUUGCUUGCAGCCAGUGAGGCACCCGCAGUGACAGAGGACAUGGGCAUCUCGCUGCUGGUACCAAGUGUUCCUGCUGAUGUGCAGAGUGACACGAAUCCCCUAGCCCAGGCCACUGAGCUGCCCACAGAGGACAUGGGGGCUGCGGGUCUGGCUGAGUCGUCCCUGCAGCCUGCCCCUUGGCAGAGCCCCGGUGGAGAACAGCCACCUCUGCUUGCUGCUACCCUGCCAUAUCCCAUGGACACUUCCAGUGCUCCUGGGGCUGCUUACCCACCCCCGGGGGCUGGCACCCUGUCUGCAGCUGACGGUGGGGUAGAGACACCAGGAAGUCCUGACUUUGGUGCUGUCCCAGGAGCACCCAUGUCUCCAUCCCUUGGAGGAUCACAGCCAUGGGACACAGAAGCUGGUGCUCCCCAGGGAGCCGAUGGAGCUGGCACUGGCUUGAAUUCACCUUUGGAUGCCUCCAACCCAGUGUCUUUUGUACCUGAUGGACUGGCUGGACCCACCGCUGGGGUCCUGGUGCAGGGAGCUGAGGGUGCAGACAUGGCACAGGCAGGAGGUCCAGGGAAUGGCAGUCCCUAUUCAGAUACCCCAGCCUUCAGCACCCAGCAGGACCCCACUAGCAUGGGAGAGCUGCCAGCUGGAGGAACAGGGGCUUUGGUGAAUGCUGAACUGUCCCCUUCAUCAGCUCUUGGAGAACAAGCAGGAGCAGGAGCAGCCCUGGGAGAGGUGUCCCUGCCUGGUCCUGCAUUUCCCAGCAGUACUGGGCUGGAGUCCAACCUCUCAGGGGCUGAAGGACCAGAGAACCUGCCCGGUGAAUUCCUCAGUGCUCCUGGGGCUGCUUACCCACCCCCAGGGGCUGUGCCCGUCCCAGUGUCUGGAGCAGAGACACCAGUGAACCCCGACCUCGGUGCUGCCCAGGGAGCACCCAUGUUUCCAUCCCUCGGAGGGUCCCAGUCAUGGGGGACAGCAGCUGGUGCUCCUCAAGGAGCAGGUCUCCCUGAAGCCAACGUACCAGGCUCUGGCUUGACUUCGGCGUGGGAUGCCUCCAGCUCAGCAGCUUAUGGACCAGCAGAACCCCCAUCACCUGGCCUUGGGGUCCAGCCUGGCACAAAUGUGGGACUACCAGCAGCGGAGGGACAUGGAUCUGGCACAGUGGAGCAGGCACUGGGAGGAGCAGAAAGUGGGACUGGGUUUGAGCCAUCCCUGAUCUCCACUGCAGGCGGCGGGACGGCAGCUGGGAUGGAUCAACUGCCUGGUGCAGUUUCCUCAUCUGGUCCUGCCUCUCCCAGUGGUGUGGUGGCAGCACCCUCUGUUUCAGAGGGUGAUGGAACAGGAUCCAUCCCAGCUGCAGCCCCUGGCCCUGACAGCCUGUCCCUGGCCUCCCCGGACAGUGAAACUGGCCCUGAGCUCAGUCUGGUGCAGGGGGCUGCAAGCACAGGAGAUGUGGCACAGACAGGAAACCCAGAAGAAACAGGGGCUUUGGUGAAUGCUGAACUGUCCCCUUCAUCAGCUCUUGGAGAACAAGCAGGAGCAGGAGCAGCCCUGGGAGAGGCGUCCCUGCCUGGUCCUGCAUUUCCCAGCAGUACUGGGCUGGAGUCCAACCUCUCAGGGGCUGAAGGACCAGAGAACCUGCCCGGUGAAUUCCUCAGUGCUCCUGGGGCUGCUUACCCACCCCCAGGGGCUGUGCCCGUCCCAGUGUCUGGAGCAGAGACACCAGUGAACCCCGACCUCGGUGCUGCCCAGGGAGCACCCAUGUUUCCAUCCCUCGGAGGGUCCCAGUCAUGGGGGACAGCAGCUGGUGCUCCUCAAGGAGCAGGUCUCCCUGAAGCCAACGAGAAGGGGCAGGUGAAGCAGGUGGUGACGGAGCGUCCCUGGGAGAAGGGGCAGGUGAAGCAGGUGGUGACGGAGCGUCCCUGGGUCAGUCCCAGGCUGCUGCUGGAGAGGGACAGGCUGGUUCAGGAGCCCCUGAUGGAGAAACUGGAGCCGUUCUGCAGUCUGCAUCUUCUUCCCCAUCUACAGAGAGAUCUUCAUCAUUUGGAACGGCCAGUGAGGCUGGCAAUGGAGCAAGCCUUCCUGGAGCUGGUGGAGCCGGCAGUGGCUUGA
Molecule: messenger RNA, 3312 nt
Organism: Calidris pugnax (ruff)
Lineage: Eukaryota; Metazoa; Chordata; Aves; Charadriiformes; Scolopacidae
Product: fibroin heavy chain-like
Exons: 4
Coding region: 76-3312 (1078 amino acids)
Source: RefSeq, a predicted model, not a curated record